Messenger RNA from Paramecium sonneborni, 346 nucleotides. Lineage: Eukaryota; Ciliophora; Oligohymenophorea; Peniculida; Parameciidae. The record is from the annotation of a GenBank genome assembly.
AUGCUUUUAUACCUGAGUUAGCUUAUUUAAUUAAUAAGCAAAAUAUUAUUUAUUGUAAUCUUAAAUUUCAAAUAAUAAUAGCUCAGAAAUAAGAAUAUAAGUUACUUCAUUUACUUAAGAGAAACCUAUUAUAAAUAUAUGAUAGCUAUGGAAAGCCGUAAUAAAAAAUGGUAAAUAUAUAAAAGGUAAAUAAGUAUACUAUCAUAAUAGAUAUUCAGAGAUAAAACUAAUUCAUAGUAAAUUGAUUGAAUUAUUUAAUGAUCUACCUUAAUUUCCAAAGAAAUAAAUAUUUCACCUAAAUCGAGUGAGAUCGAGUUCAAAAUGUAAAAACUUAAUGAUUAUCUGA